AGUCCAAGAGGCAGUGCAUGCACAGUAAGGGGCGGGGAUUUGCGGUUAAGUUUAGAAGUGUUGUCACAAGCUGUUAGUGUCGGACAGUUCUGCCCGGGGAUUCAGGAGCUCGGUUUCCGGGUUCGGAAGUGACAGUGUGCCGGUACCGCUGGGCCCCUAUACGCACUCACAUCUGCUCAUUGCAGGUUAGCCAGCUUGUUGGGGAUUAUUAUGGAAUCCAUCAUGAACAACAUUAUGAUAGCCUCCUUCAUUCUCUGGUCGCUGUAUACAGAAUGUCUUUCAGUCAGGUUUCAGGUCUCAUCAGUACCAUCAGUAUCUGUGGUGCUUGGGUCAGAUGUGCUGUUACCUUGUCGUCUGGCUCCUGAGAAGAAUGGAGAGAAGAUGGAAAUCCGUUGGUUUAAAAAGAUAUACCGGCCCUAUGCUCAUCUUUAUAUUAAUAGGAAAGACGAUUACACAGCCCAGAUGCCACAGUUUGCUGACAGAACAGAACUGCUAAAAGAGAACAUCACUAGGGGAAUUUUCCCUUUAAAGAUCCGUAACGUCACAGCUCAGGAUUCUGGGGAAUAUCAUUGUUAUGUUGAGUCCAGUGACCAUCACGGCAUGGCAACAGUACAGCUACAGGUUACUGCCAUUGGAACUGUGCCGGUUAUUUCAUCAAUUACGAAUGACGCCGUUUCUUGUGAGUCCCGUGAUUGGCAUCCAAAACCUCAUCUGACAUGGACUGAUAACGAGGGAAACAAAAUAAACUGCUCUAUGAUGAAAGUGUUUAGAGAUGAGAAUAAUUUAUAUAAUAUCCUUGGUAUUAUCCAGCAACCAAAUGCUUCAAAUGUCACUUGCACUGUCUCCAAUUCUAUAAAUCACAGCAAUGAUUCCAGGCAGAUCAGAGGAUUGGACCAUUCACAGUCAUCCAGGGGUACUCACAGUCACGUUUAUUUAAUCGGUGCCAGCUUUAUAUUGAUUUGCUUUGGGUGCAUUUGCUUUCUAUUGAGGAGUCUGGGAGCCCUUCAGAGGAAAUACGGAGCCCUUCAGAGGAAAUACGAAGCGCUUCUGGGGACACAGCCCAAGCCGGCAAAUGGAACCCCACACACCGAAGCUCAUUCUCCAGUCUGACCUGCUGGUUGAACCAGAGGCUGCUGAUCCCCCUUUAUCUGAAGCCUUUGCCACUUUGAAAUCUUGGAAGAAAUUUGUCCCCCCAGUGAGACAACCGUGCCAGUCUCUGCAUCAACUUUGUAGGAGUUCACGUCAGUAACCCUGUAUUCAGGGGCAAUUCUGCCCCAAUCACUGCCCUUAGGUGCCUACCUGAUACUGCCCCCUUGCAACCUUACCAGCAUUUGCUCCCCUACAAGGGUUAUGAGGGGCUGCAGUGCUAGUUCAGUUGAACUCUCUGCACUUACAAUUUCUAGCAUAAACAAACCCAUGCUGGACAUUUUUUACCAGCUUAGCUGCUUUACUUUAUGCUCUCCAAAAGACAGAUUGUCCGUAUAUAUUUAAUCAGUCCAACUGCGCCACCAUCACCCCUGGUCUGACCAGUAGGUAUGUGUGGGGCCCACCCCAAGAUUCAGAAGGGAUUUAAGAACCCCCUCAGGUCACAUAAGCGAGAGGAGCCUCCCCAGGGAUUAAGUCAUCUGAGAGGGGUGGGUAUGUACAGGGAUGUACAACAGGAAGGAGCUUUGUGAGAAAUAUGGAUCGUGAUUCCUCCAUUUGAUUUAUCAGCCCCUUAGCUUUUGGUGCCAUUAUGCACCCCAUGUCCGGGAGAUUUCUAUAUAUUUAAUGUACAUAUAUCUACAUAAUUUACUGAAGCGUUUGUAUUUGAUGCCAUGGAUUGUAUAUAAAAGUGUAGAAAAAAAUUGGUUACUUUUCAGAAGAUGCUUGAUGUACAGUAUAUUCCGCAGUGUAAUAUUUUCUACUAUGUAAAUGUAUUUAAUUACAUUAAUAUUAGUAAAUUUUAUAAUGAAUAUUUUGUAAAUACAGACACUUGGAAGUUUCUCAUUUU
Messenger RNA from Xenopus tropicalis (tropical clawed frog), 1993 nucleotides. RefSeq names its product selection and upkeep of intraepithelial T-cells protein 2. The coding region runs from base 211 to 1110 and encodes 299 amino acids. Gene Ontology annotation, cellular component: membrane. Lineage: Eukaryota; Metazoa; Chordata; Amphibia; Anura; Pipidae. Gene Ontology annotation, biological process: regulation of leukocyte cell-cell adhesion; regulation of T cell activation. The transcript is spliced from 9 exons. The record is from RefSeq and is a predicted model, not a curated record.